AUGGCUGGCUCGAGUCAUUCGUGGCCUAACAGCCAAGAUGAUUAUGAACUGCUGGAAGUAAUAGGAGUGGGCGCCACCGCCGUGGUGCACGCCGCCUACUGCGCCCCCAGGGGCGAAAAAUGUGCUAUAAAGAGAAUCAACCUAGAGAAGUGGAACACUUCCAUGGAUGAACUCCUCAAAGAGAUUCAGGCUAUGUCCAGCUGUAACCACGAGAAUGUGGUCACGUACUACACGAGCUUCGUCGUCAAAGAAGAGCUGUGGCUCGUUCUCAGACUGUUAGAGGGGGGCAGUCUCCUGGACAUCAUCAAACAUAAGAUGAGGGUCUCCAAUUGCAAGCACGGCGUGUUCGACGAAGCUACCAUCGCCACGGUGUUGAAGGAAGUCCUCAAAGGACUCGAGUAUUUCCACCAGAAUGGACAGAUUCAUAGGGAUAUCAAGGCUGGAAAUAUCCUGCUCGGGGACGAUGGUAUCGUUCAGAUUGCCGAUUUCGGAGUGUCCGCGUGGCUCGCCACGGGUCGAGAUCUCUCACGGCAGAAGGUUCGGCACACGUUCGUCGGCACUCCUUGCUGGAUGGCACCCGAGGUCAUGGAACAAAACCACGGCUAUGACUUCAAAGCAGACAUUUGGUCUUUCGGCAUCACCGCUAUAGAAAUGGCGACCGGCACGGCUCCCUACCACAAGUACCCCCCAAUGAAGGUGCUGAUGCUAACGCUACAGAACGACCCGCCCACGUUAGACACCGGCGCCGAAGAGAAAGACCAGUACAAAGCCUACGGGAAAACAUUCAGGAAAAUGAUAUCGGAGUGUCUCCAGAAAGAUCCCACGAAAAGGCCGUCCUCGACCGAGUUGUUAAAACACUCGUUCUUCAAGAAGGCGAAGGAUCGCAAGUACCUCGUGCAGACCUUGGUGUCGAUCGGGCCCAGUAUGGAGACUCGGGUGCACAAGGCGAGCAAGCGGCAGCCGGGCACCUCGGGCCGGCUGCAUCGCAUGGAAGAUGGGGAGUGGGUGUGGGAGAGCGAUGAAGAUGACGAGGAAGAGGAGGGCGCCGCAGACAGGCCUAUGAAUCAGUUGCUGAGGGCGGAGUCUUCAGAGAGCGAGAGCGAGGAGGAGCCCCGCGCCGGGUUCACGAUCGGUUCCAUCGACGCCGAGGACGCGCCGCAGAUCAACUUAGUGCUACGCAUGCGGAACGCUAAGAAGGAAUUAAACGAUAUUCGGUUCGAGUUCGCGCCGGGAAGGGAUUCCGCGGACGGCAUCGCUACGGAGCUGGUGGGCGCGGGGCUGGUUGAGGCGAAGGACUCGCAGGCUAUCGCACACAACCUGCAGCGGCUGGUGGACGCGCACAUCUUCCCGUCGGGGGCGAGCCCCGCGCCGCGCUCGCGCACGUUCCGCCUGGAGUCGCCCGCGCCGGCGGAGGAGGCCGACGAGACCGGCCUCGUGGGCUUCGCGCAGAUCUCCAUCGUCGACUAGUCGCCGAUAUCACGGACAAUAAUAUUACUAGAACCGGCUCCUAGCCGCUAUUUUAAUCUGUAGUAUAAAAUAAUAGGGUUGGCUAAUAUUUAUCGCCGCGUACUAGCAUCGCGUGCAAACUGAAACGAUCCAUUGCACGCGUAAUAGUGUUAAAUACACAGUUCCUCAUUAUUUAUAACAAAAUGUAUAAAAAAUAUACAAAAAACAAUUUGUAAUCUUUCAUAUGAUCUUGAUUCUUCCUUCAGAUAUAUUUUCUUCGUUCUUUUCUUGAUCUUUCAAACUAAAUAAAAAAUUAAUUGUAAUAUAUGCAAACAACUUUUUUGCAAAUUAAUUAUCAUGUGCACGUCCAAAUGUUACGUUUUCUUAGCUUUUAGAAUGCGAUGCAAUUAUAAAGUGAUAAAUGUGAACCGACUCCUACACGCUAUUAUUAUGUUACGUUUAGGUACAUACCUAUAUAUUUUAUGGGUGGAUAUGGAAUUUUCUUAGUUUUAUCAUUUCAUAAGCUCAAGUGGAUGUAUAAUUUUACAUGACGAUUCAGCCUAAUCUGAAUUUCUAUAUAUUUUUUUAUAUAUUACCGUCGCGUUUAUUCCCUGCUUCACUUAUUCGGACACUGAAAUUCGCCCAGCGGCUCCCCCGUAUAGAGCAUAUCAAAUAAGUCUUAUGUCCUGGUAAUAGUUGCUAUGAAUUUAAGUUAUUUAGAAUGCUAAGUAAAAUACGUAAUACAUAGGGCUAUAGGAUUAUGAUUUUGGUACGGGAAACAAGUACAUGCCAUCGCAAGUAAGGUAAUAUAAAAGUCAAUAAAACUUCGGGUUUAAGGUCAUUACGCCAAUUGACACCUGGCCGCAGAACGACCGCAGCCAACAGAAGGUCCAUGGGUUCACAUCCUUUCGAAACACAUGGAUUGACAUAAUAGUCUUCCUGUAACGCUCGAAGCUAAGCGGUGUUAGUCUUGUACUCAGUGGGUCUAAUGCGCAAUGACCUUAAAAUGGUUUGUCAAAUGAGCAUGCUAUCUCGCUUUCUCGAAAUAUCGCAUAGACUAGCGAUACUGAAAUGCUCAUUUGACAGAUCAUCUUUUUGGAAAUUAAUAUAGCUGUCAUUUCUUUCAUAUUGCUAUGCUGCUCACCGUUCGAUUAAUAUCAUUUGUGCGAACAGGACGGCAAUAUGCAAGCGAGCGAUACGAUGCAGUUGACACCUUACUUGGCAGUACUAUGAAGUAUAGAUCCGCUGAUCGAAUUAUAUCGAUAAGUAUGUCGGCGUUGGGUCGCGUGGUUUGACGUUACUAAAAUGUUUACUAUGUUACGAUAACGCACAGAGAACAAAUCGGCACGCACAGUUAUUUCGUAUAAUUCUUUAUAACAUUCACAAUCUUAUUAAAGAGACAUGAUGUGAAAUCCAAAGCUAACAUUUCCUCAGAAGGCGAUCGAAAGGAAUUUAAAAAUGGAAGUGAAAAACAGCGAUUGAAAAACGAGAAACCUCGUGUGUAUGUUUAAACCCUUCACGAAUAUGACCAAUCAAAGGGCAACAUUAUUGCCUGAUUGGUCGAUUCCGUGAGGCCGAUCAUGUUUCUGUGCUUCGCCGACAUGAGUGCCAUAAAGACGCCGACCACACUACAGUGUCGUAGCAGAUGACCCACAAAUUAUACUUUUAUGUUGUUAUUGUUUGUUGCUUAUUUUGGAAGGAUUUUUUAAAAAUAAUAAAACAUGAAAUUAAUUUCUUAAA
Messenger RNA from Amyelois transitella, 3186 nucleotides. RefSeq names its product STE20/SPS1-related proline-alanine-rich protein kinase (gene fray). Gene Ontology annotation, molecular function: ATP binding; protein serine/threonine kinase activity. Bases 1 to 1467 code for a protein of 488 amino acids. The record is from RefSeq and is a predicted model, not a curated record. The transcript has a single exon. NCBI's taxonomy places the organism in Eukaryota, Metazoa, Arthropoda, Insecta, Lepidoptera, Pyralidae. Gene Ontology annotation, biological process: protein phosphorylation.